GCAUCUAUCGACAGCUAUCUUUCAAAAGUUUCGGCGUACAAGCAGCUCCAACUGAUCGAUGUAGGAAGAUUUCCCAAAAAAUUUCCAAAGUGCACUCAGCAUGCACCGAAACGACCGACGGCGCAAUUUUAUGGACGAGUUCCGCGACAUCCUACGCGAGAUCGAUCGUUUGAAGCCCGAGCCCGAGAUAUGCAACGUGAGCUGUCCUCCUCUGGGAUGUCCUCGGGGACCUUGUCCCGGAGUGUGCUGCCGCGGGGAGACCUGCGAUCCCUGCUGCGUGUCGUGGAUGCCGCAUGACCAAUCAUCUUGUUGCCGGAUGCCACGUUGUUUAAGGAAUCACGCACCUAGUGCGCCCGGCUCGUCCUUCCGCGGCUAUUAAGUCCAUUCUGCAGUUGCGUAAGCGUGGUUGUAAAUUGUAGAUAAUUACGACAACCUGAAUAAAGCAUUCAGUAAAUAAAAUACUCUAAUUGGUCGAUUCUUACGUUCACGAU
Molecule: messenger RNA, 491 nt
Organism: Odontomachus brunneus
Lineage: Eukaryota; Metazoa; Arthropoda; Insecta; Hymenoptera; Formicidae
Product: keratin-associated protein 10-6-like
Exons: 2
Coding region: 101-379 (92 amino acids)
Source: RefSeq, a predicted model, not a curated record